GGACCCUUUAGCUCCAGAGCCACUUUCCUGUGACUUCAGGAAGCGGGCAGGAGACCACCAUCUAGUCAUGCAUUCACUCAGCCAACACCCAAGGAUACCCAUUAUGUCCCCAAGCUGGGACUCCCUCUCCAUCUCCAUGAGUUGCCAGCCCUGCUCCUGCCUUCUGGAUCUCAUCUCCCAUAGGGGGAUGAUCUGUGGGCACCUUUCAGCCCAGACUUCCUGUGCCAUGGACGUGUACCUGCCCCCCACCUUGUUCCAGCCACAGACUUGCGGUCAGAGGUGUGAAGUAGAGAUAAGAGAUGACCCCGCAGGAAGCAGCUCUUUGACCACCCACUUCUCCCUUGAGUCACUGUGCCUUCCAACCCUUUACUUGGUUUCUUCCCCAGAGCAUGCUCGCCGCCUGGACAUCUUUGCCCAAAACCUAGCCAAGGCUCAGCAGCUGCAGGAGGAGGACUUGGGCACAGCCGAGUUUGGGGUGACUCCAUUCAGUGACCUCACAGAGGAGGAGUUUGUCCAGCUUUAUGGGCACCAGAGGGUGGCUGGAGAGGCCCCCAGUGUGAGCCAAAAGAUGGGGUGUGAAGAGUGGGGGGAGUCAGUGCCCCCGACCUGUGACUGGCAGAAGGCUCGCGUCAUCUCAUCCAUCAGGAACCAGGGAAACUGCAACUGUUGCUGGGCCAUGGCGGCAGCGGACAACAUUGAGGCCCUGUGGGCCAUCAAAUACCAACAGCGUGUGGAAGUCUCUGUGCAGGAGCUGCUCGACUGUAACCGCUGUGGGAACAGUUGCAAGGGUGGCUUCGUCUGGGAUGCAUUCAUAACUGUCCUUAACAACAGUGGCCUGGCCAGUGAAAAGGACUACCCAUACCAGGGGAACAGCAAAACCAACAGGUGCCUGGCUAAGAAGCACAAGAAGGUGGCCUGGAUCCAGGAUUUCAUCAUGCUGCAGCCCUCUGAGCAGUGCAUCGCCAAGUACUUGGCCACCCAAGGCCCCAUCACCGUGACCAUCAACAUGAAGCUACUGCAGCAAUACCGGAAGGGUGUGAUCAAGGCCACACCUACCACCUGUGACCCCCAGUUUGUGGAUCAUUCUGUCCUGCUGGUGGGUUUUGGUAAAAGCAAGUCGGUGGAGGGGAGGCAGGCAGAGGCAGUCUCAUCCCGGUCUCGUCCUCGCUCCUCCAACCAAUACUGGAUCCUGAAGAACUCCUGGGGGGCCGACUGGGGUGAGAAGGGCUAUUUCCGGCUGCACCGCGGGAGUAACGCCUGUGGCAUCACUAAGUACCCGUACACUGCCAGAGUGGACAAACCCAUUAAGAAGAACCAAGUCUCCUGCCCUCCCUGAGCCCUCCUGGCUGCCCCUCAGCUCUCCUGCUGUGCCAGUUACCUCCCCACCCA
Molecule: messenger RNA, 1389 nt
Organism: Hippopotamus amphibius kiboko
Lineage: Eukaryota; Metazoa; Chordata; Mammalia; Artiodactyla; Hippopotamidae
Gene: CTSW
Product: cathepsin W
Exons: 9
Coding region: 68-1336 (422 amino acids)
Cellular component (GO): lysosome
Molecular function (GO): cysteine-type endopeptidase activity
Source: RefSeq, a predicted model, not a curated record